Grus americana (Whooping crane) is the source of this 5946-nucleotide messenger RNA. It is a transcript of the gene CFAP74, whose product is annotated as cilia and flagella associated protein 74. The transcript is spliced from 39 exons. The record is from RefSeq and is a predicted model, not a curated record. Bases 378 to 5267 code for a protein of 1629 amino acids. NCBI's taxonomy places the organism in Eukaryota, Metazoa, Chordata, Aves, Gruiformes, Gruidae.
GUAGUGGUGAGGCUGCGGGCUGGGCCGCGGCGUGCGAAGGGACGGGGGUCCCGGGAACGGCUGCCCUGCCCUGCCCUGCCCUGCCCGCCUCCGCGGGAAGGAGGGAGGUGUCGUGGUCGCCGUGACGGCGUCUCGUCGCCCCGGCCCCGCGCGGGGGGGCAGCGCUAUGGGCUGCCAGGCUGGCCCCGGCCUCGGCUCGCUCGGCGGGCUGACCCUCGGCGGCGGCUGUUAGCAGAGAGGUGCGGGAGGUUCUGCCGCAGUUCCCUUUGCUAGGACCGACAGUUUGCUGGAGUGUGGCCGUGCAGUGGUGCCCUGCACCGUGGAGUUGCACGUGGCAUUGCACGGAUACGCCUGGUCUUUUUGAAAGAUCUGUCGGUAUGGAAGAUAAUGAGAUCAGUUAUAGUAAGGAAGAAGAGCAAAGAUCUCCUCUACCAUUUCCAGAAGAGGAAGAAAAAGAAGACAAAGCUGGUCAGUUCUCUAAUGUGGAAGAACACUGGGAAGAAUACAAGCGUGAAGAAGAGUUUGCUGGUGUUGGCAAGAUGGGAAAAAAGGAUGCUUCUGAAGAAGUUCGAGGCAAAUCUAACAUAACAUCGGGAGCUGUUGGAAAAAGAAAAGUUUGUCUGCUGAAGAAUAUCAGUGGUAGAUUGGAGAGCUUGGAACACUAUUUGGGCGACGUUAAUAAUAUUCAGGCUAUGAAGUAUAGAGAUAGAAUUUGCAUAUUAACCUUACAGAAGAACCUAAAAGAGCUCAAUGAUGUAGCCAAAGAAAAGCAACUUGUGGUCCAAAAAGCCAGAGACAAGCUGAGUACCUGUCAGCUGCGGAUCAAGAUGCUAGCAAAGCAGCUGGAGUGUGUAGACAUUGAAAUAGAGAAAGAGGAGGAGGCUGGCAAUGUCGCAGCCUUGUCCCGCCUUCAGGCAAUGCACAGACGACUGUGCACUGAACUGGAGAAAGAGAAGGAUUUUGAGUUGAAAAUUGCCUUGACACUAAAAGAAAACAUAAGGCAACAGCAUGAAAAAAAUGCAAAGGAAGAAGUGGAAACUCAGGAGCAUAUGGAGAGAAGGAUACAAGCUGUGCUUUCCCUGAAAACCAGCAUAACUUCCAAUAGGGAAAAACUCCAAACUCUCCAGGUUUGGAACAAAGCAAUGGCCUUUGAGGCAAAGCAGCAGGAGAUGAAAAUGAGGGAAGCUAUCCUGGCAGAAGGAGGCAAUGUUGCCAAGGAAAUUUUUCUCCAUAAACGACUGCUAGAGCAUGAAAAAGAGAAACAAGCUUUUAGAGAACAGCAAAAAUCAAGAAAAAUUGAGAUUGUAUCUCAAAUUUUGCAAGAAAAAGCUUCUAUUCACAAGCAGAGAAAAAGUCACUCCCGUACUAAGGCAAUUAAGGGUGGUGGUAAACUUGAGGAUUCUUUACUCUGGAGAAUGAAAACAUGGCAAUAUAUUGAGAAGACCUGCAAACAUUCAGCUGGAGCAAUAUCACAGGUUUUUCCACAAAAGUCGUGGUGCUCUCCAUCAGCUUGUUCCUCAGCUGGUGAGAGAACUGCUUCUGUAAGAGAGAUUGCUGAAAAAAUACCCCAUGAAGUGCUCUGUGAAAGUGGUGAAGAUAAGGAAGAGAGGGACAAGACCCUAGUAGAACCAGAGUUCCCAGGACUUUGGAGUCAGGAAUGUGACUUGCACAAGAUAUCCAGAGAAGAAACAGAUCCAAAGCAGCUGGCUACAAGGGUAGAGAAAAAAGAAAUUUUUGAGAAAAAAAUGGAGGAAUUCAAACCUGGAAUUCUUCACAAGCAAAUACUGUCUGGUUGUGAACGUAAGGGACGUACUUUCUAUAGUAAACCAAGCUGCAUUCAUUUCAAGGAUUUUGACGUUGGUCAAGUCUACAAAAAGAAGAUAGUUUUGAUAAAUGCAUCCUAUGGUGUUAAUUUCUGCAGACUAGUGGGAAUCAGUGAAUGGCUCAAGGACUUCAUCAGUAUUCAUUUUGACCCACCUGGCAAAAUGUCUGCUGGAAUGUCCUGUGAAAUAGUGGUAACAUUUAAGCCAAUGAUAAAUGAAACUCUGGAAGGAGAAGUGAUGUUUAUGGCACAGACAGGUUCUUUUUCUGUUCCAUUGAAAUGUACAGCCAAGAGAUGCAUUCUGGCACUAGAUAAAGAGCUCAUUGACUUUGGCAGCCAUGUAGUGGGAGAGACAAUUUCACGGACCAUCAACCUGACAAACAGUGGAGCUUUGGGAACAAGAUUCAAAGUUCAGACAUCAGCAGGUGACAGUAGCUCAUGCAGAGCAGCAGCAAAAUCUUCUCCUGGAAGAAUGGUUACUCGACAUCUCAGUGACUACAUCACUGAAAAGAAAGUCAGCAAUAGUCCUGUGACAUCUGUAGUUGAAAAGGAGGAACAAAUUUGUCCUGACCAUAGUGAAGAAGUGACCUACUGUGUAACCCCGGUGGAGCAGCAGAGGACUGAGAUGAGCCUGAGCAGUUGUCCCACAGAACAACUUGGUCAAGAUGUAUUAAAUUCCAGAUCAGAUCUAGACACAGACAAUGCAUGUAAUUUAGUGGAACUUUCUCCUGAAGAAACACCAGUUGAAAUUAUGCUUGGAAAGGUUACUGAAGGUGAAGUUGGACCCUUCAGCUCAGUCAAACUUCAGAUUAUAUUUGUCCCAGCUGUCCCUGGGGAUGUGCGGGCAGAGUUUGUGAUCACGUUUGACAACUCAGACUGCAAACCACUGUGCUUCAGUGCCAUUGGAGUUUCUAUUGAUGUGCCAGUUUGGGUGUGCAAUCCCAACAUUGAUUUAAAGAUCUGUAUGUAUGACCGACUUUAUCAGGAUUGCAUUGUCAUUCAAAGCAGAGCAAAAACCACACUGCGUUUGAAGUUUGAAGUAUGCAAAGAAUUGAGUAAGCACAUGGAGCUGCUUCCAAAAACAGGUUACAUUCAAGCUCAGUCAUCCUUCAGUGUGCAACUGAAGUUUCUGCCCAGGCACUCUCUUCCUGAAGAUGCAGGGAGCUAUUUUAAUGAAGAGACAAGAAUUCUGGAAGUGCCAGUGACAAUACUGAUUGUGGAUAAGGCUAAAAAAGUUAAUGUUACUGUCCAUGCAAUUGUUACUACUUCUGAUUUGGAAAUCAGUCCAGCACAAAUCAAUUUUGGAUACUGCACAAUCUAUGAAGCUGUGCAGGCAAAUGUCACGCUAACAAACAAAUCCAUCUUGCCACAAGAGUUUGGAUUUGUGGGACUUCCAGAGUUUGUUGAAAUUCAACCCAGUGAUGGACUUGGAAUUCUUCUUCCCCUUGAAAGCCUGAGGUUGGACAUAAUCUUUAAAGCUAACAAGGCAAAAGAGUACAGCUUUGAACUAACCUGCAAGUCAGAGAUUAAUAGACAAUUCAAGCUGUCAUGCAAAGCAGUUGGAGUCCACCCACCUCUUGAAUUGUCUCAUUCCUUAGUUCAGUUUGCUGCAACAGCUUUAAAUGGUGUGUCUACAGCAACUCUGUAUGUGAUGAAUUCCCACGUGAGUGUCAACCACUUUACUCAUGCCGUCCCAAGAAUUGGCAAUGGGGAAGUUGCCCCUGUUGGACCCACUUCAUUUGAAUUCUGUGUGCCAGAAGACUGUCCAGUGACAAUCACGCCUUCUGUUGGAACUGUGUUGCCUGGGAAGAAAAGCUUGAUUCAAGUGUCCUUCAGACCAACAUUGUCAGAUCAGCUAAUCAGAGAAGAGGCAGUUCGGAGGCUUUGCAGAGCAGCUGCGACAGGGGCAGAAAUACAAAAAAGGAAGGAAGAUGAGAAAAGAGAGGGAAAGAAAUUAAGCAUUUCCAUUACCAGGCAGCAGUCUUCCAGACAGCUUGUAAGGGAUGGAGGCAGUAAAUACCUGACUUCCCUACAUAGUUCUGAACAACCAAAAUCCGAAGAGUUAAAGCCUGAUUCUGAUGCUUAUAUGGCAGCCCAGGCUUUCCUGAUGAGGAAUUUCAGUGGGAGGUUUGAAAAAUACAUCAUACCAUGCUUUGUUGCAAGUGGACAUAUCGAUGAAAAGAAAGGCUCUCAAAACCUAAGCUACAGCCCUUACAACACCUUGUAUUUGGAGUUGCACUGUCCAGCUGUAGCACCAUCUGUUGUGGUCACUUCAGAUAACGGAAAAAACACAGUAAAUUUUGGUGAUGUUGCAGUAGGCCACAGAACGUUGAAGCAAAUUACAAUACAAAAUAUCUCCCCAGAGAAGCUGGAACUAGGAUUCUCAGUUCUGAAUCCCAAUGGUCCCUUCCUGUUGGUCAGACCAGUUGGAAUGCUUGAGCCAGGUGAAAGUAAAACCCUCAUCAUCUCUUUUUGUCCAAAUGAGAAUAAAUGGUUUUUUGAAAUGUUGGACAUCCGGACGGCAAAAACCAGUCUAACCCUAAGUAUGACUGGUCACGGUGUGAUGCCAUCAAUUGUUUGCUCUGUAGGAGAAGUACUCGAUAUGGGAUAUGUCAUAGCCAGAGAGAAGGUGACUUCCACAUUCAAGAUACAGAACACUUCCACGCUGACCCUGCGAUACUCCAUACAACUUGAUUCGCUUUCAUCAACAAGGGACAAAGAUCAGCAGAGACUUCCAUCCUUUAUUACGUCCUCUUUGCAAAGAACGGAGUUUGUUGGAACACAAAACUAUAACGGCUUAAGUGUGUUCAGCAUCUUUCCAACAGAAGGAGAAAUUCUUGCUGGGAAGAGUCAGGAUUUUAUUGUGACUUUCAGUCCUGAUCAUGAAAGUCUGUACUAUUCUGACCGCCUCAAGGUUGUGCUUUUCAGCAAGAAAAUAGCCCAUGUAAUCCACCUAAAGGGUGCAGCAAGAGAUCAUCCGAUGUUUGUGGAAGGGGGAAUUCCACUUGAUGUGCCCAUCGAGUCCCUGGCUGGAACAUUACCUAUGUCAUCACAGGGAGCACUAAAAGGAGAGGUACAAGAACCAGUGAAGUCCAUUCUCCUCAUUCUGGAGUACAUCGAGGGAGAGAGUUCUCCAGUGCCAGCAAUGACAGAACUGAAAAUUGGAGCUAUACAGACAGCUCAGUUUGCAUCUAAGAAUAUGGAGUUCAGUUUUGAUGGCCUGUCACUCCUGCAGCAGAAGGGAUUCGCUAUUGACUUUGUGAAGGGAACCAUUAAGCCUGGUCAAGUGAAAUGCAUCAGUGUUUCUUGGGUGCCACCUGCUGACUUUCGUGCUGAUGACCCUCUCCUUGAGACAGCCCUCCUGACCUUGAAAAGUGACAUUAAGGAAUCUUACCAAAUUCUCUUCAUGGCAAAAGUUGUGUCUGCAUAUGCUCCCUCUCAGUGAGGGACCCAAGCUAAAUGGAAAGGAAGAUGGAGGCUUAUAUUACUGGAAAAUCAGCAGAUCUUGGUUGAAACAUGGAAAGACUUUGAAAUUGUUGCAAAUGUGUGAGGGGAGCAGAGAAGCAGGAAGGAAGGUGACAUCUAAUAUUUCUGCUUUUUUUUCACACAAAAUUCUGUGUAAACUCUGGUUUGACUAAUUUCAUUUUCAAGCUGACUCUGACAGUAAUCUUGUGGUAGAAGAAAGAAUUGAGUGGCCAAGUAGAUAUAUCUGCUGUUAAUCACAGUGUCUUCCAAAGGUGGGCAUUCCCUUAGGAGGAAUGUCUUUUUUACAUCUACAUGAGUGAGUUUCAAACAACAUAUCAUUUUCCAAUUUCAGAUGCAUUUUAAUGGAUUUGGAAAAUCCUUGAGGGUUUUUCCUCUUAAGACCAGAAUAAAGCUUCUUACUCGAGUUUCCUUCAAAUCAUUUGGGCAGUCAUUUUUACAAUACACUACGAAAUCUUCCUGAUGACACAUGGUCAAGGACGAAAUAGUAACCAUGCUGUUCACUGAAUUGCUGGAUAUGGUUAUGCACUUGCCCUAGAUCAUGUCUGUCCAGGAACUUUGUAUUUCUGUAUUUGUUUUCCUCUGAAUUCUAAGAGCAGAUAUCUGCCUGUUACUGGGGACGUGGGAGUACCCUGCAGGUA